Molecule: messenger RNA, 1055 nt
Organism: Plectropomus leopardus (leopard coralgrouper)
Lineage: Eukaryota; Metazoa; Chordata; Actinopteri; Perciformes; Serranidae
Source: RefSeq, a predicted model, not a curated record
UUUAUUGUCAUCUUUUCCUAAUUUCUUGAAGUUUGCAGGGCACCUUUUGCCAAAUUGCACAUUGCCUUUCUUCCAAAGUUUUUUUGGAAAAAAAACCCCAAUUUUUUUUAUCAGUAUAGAGGUUUUAAUGCUUGUAAAAGCACAAGAAGUGUGAUGACGGCCCACAUGUUAAAGGGUUAACAUGAACUUGAAUGCCCUCCUUUAAACAGUGACUGUAUAAAUCUACCAUGCUGCUGCAUUAAAGAUGUAUGUUUAGCAUUCACAUUUUAGAAUAUGCAGCUUCUUCUCAGCAACAUUUGACGCAUUGUCAACUACCAUGACCACACGAGUCUGGAUCUACAUGGAUGUAAAUUCUAACUGCAGCUUGACUGGUGUGCAGAGGCAUACAACUGCAAGAUGUUAAUUCUAGUUUCUUCACGAAUGUGUCUUGGCAGGAGGUCGUCCUGAGCCCAGUGCAGGAUGGAGAUAUUAAACCUCAAAUUGACAGCAACAAAGCAAACAACUACAAAAUCGUCAAGGAGAUCCUAUUGCGGCUCAGUAAGCUGUGUUACCCCAGUAAGAAGAGUCGAGUGCAGCAGCAGAGGCUGCUGAAGAACAUGGGGGCCCAUACUGUGGUGCUGGACCUGCUGCAGAUCCCCUAUGAGAAGAGUGAUGAGAAGAUGAAUGAGAUCAUGACCCUGGCACACACGUUUCUGCAAAAUUUCUGCAGAGGAAACCCUCAGAACCAAGCUCUGCUACAUAAACACCUGAACCUCUUCCUCACUCCAGGGUUGCUUGAAGCUGAGACGAUGCGCCACAUUUUCAUGAACAACUACCAGCUAUGCCAUGAGAUCAGCGACCGUGUGGUCCAUCAUUUUGUCCACUGCAUUGAAACACAUGGAAGACACGUUCUGUACCUCAAGUUUCUGCAAACCAUUGUGAAAGCUGAUGGGAAGUAUGUGAAGAAAUGUCAGGACAAGGUCAUGACAGAGGUGAGAAGAACAUAUUUUCCAAAUCAUUUCAUUCCAUUCAACUUUAAUUUAAAUCUCAAGCCCUCAUUUAAAAUGAUUUUGAGA